This is a messenger RNA of Capsicum annuum, 2525 nucleotides long. RefSeq names its product phosphoinositide phospholipase C 2. Gene Ontology annotation, biological process: phosphatidylinositol-mediated signaling; lipid metabolic process. Lineage: Eukaryota; Viridiplantae; Streptophyta; Magnoliopsida; Solanales; Solanaceae. Gene Ontology annotation, molecular function: phosphatidylinositol-4,5-bisphosphate phospholipase C activity. The transcript is spliced from 9 exons. Bases 470 to 2236 code for a protein of 588 amino acids. The record is from RefSeq and is a predicted model, not a curated record.
CUUUGUUUUCUUCUUAUUUUUUUUUUUUAAAUCUCAUUUAGAAAAAAAAAAUUAAAAAUAUAUAUAUUUUUUUCCACUCGAUGUUUAAUAUCUAUAUUAUAAUUUAAUUUAAUUUAAAUUUAAUUUAAUUUAAAUUUAAUUUAAUUUAAAUUUACUUCGAAAAGUGUCAUAUUGAAUGAAAAAUAUUUUCUAACAAAAACAAUUUCAGAAAUUUAAAUUUAAGACCUAAUUAAAAAUAAAGUAGUACUUAGAAUUUCUCUUUCUUCAAUUAUACAGCAAAAACUCUCUUUGUACGCGUAAUAAUAAAUUAACUAACCACCAAAACAACUUUUAUACCUUCCCUUGUUCCCACUCCAAAAGAAAAAAAAAAAACCUUAUCAACAAUCACUUAAAUCAACAACAAAAAAUUCAUUUCUCAUCUAUACAUACAAAAACCCCCUUCACCAUUUUCCUCCUCUAAAAAUCAAUAAUGUCUAAACAAACGAAACAGACAUACAGAGUCUGUUUCUGUUUUCGGCGGCGAUUCAAAGUAGUCGCCGUCGAGGCUCCAACAGAUGUGAAGAAAUUAUUUAAUGAUUACUCCGAUAACGGAGUAAUGACUGCGGAGAAUCUUCAACGUUUUUUAGUUGAGGUUCAAAAGGAGGAAAAUGCAAGUUUAGAAGAUGCACAAAAUAUUAUGAAUAAUCUUCAUGAACUUAAGAUCCUUAAUGUUUUUCAUAGAAGAGGUCUUCAUCUUGAUGCAUUUUUUAAAUAUCUCUUCGCUGAUAUUAAUCCUCCAAUUAAUCCUAAUCGCCGGAUUCACCAUGAUAUGAAUGCGCCUUUGUCGCAUUACUUCAUAUACACAGGCCAUAAUUCUUAUUUAACUGGGAAUCAAUUGAGUAGUGAUUGCAGUGAUGUCCCUAUAAUACAGGCCCUGCACAAAGGUGUACGAGUAAUUGAAUUGGAUAUAUGGCCAAAUUCCGCUAAAGAUGAUGUGGAAGUUCUACAUGGAGGAACGUUGACAACUCCAGUUGCGCUCAUCAAAUGUUUGAGGUCUAUCAAGGAACAUGCUUUUGCUGUAUCCGAGUAUCCUGUGGUAAUAACACUUGAAGAUCAUCUAACUACAGAUCUUCAGGCAAAAACGGCGGAGAUGAUCACUCAAACAUUUGGAGACAUGCUGUUUUCUCCCGAUGAAUGUUUGAAAGAGUUUCCAUCCCCAGCAACACUGAAAAGACGUGUUCUGAUAUCAACUAAGCCACCUAAAGAAUACCUUAAGGCUAAGGAAGUUAAGGAAAAAGACUCAACGAAAGAAAAGGAUCAAGAUGAUACAGAAGCUUGGGGAAGGGAAGUUUCAGACCUUAAAGCCAGAUACAAUGAUAAGGAUGACUCUGAUGAAGCAGAAGCCGACGACGAUGAUGAAGAAGAUCCUACCUCGCAGCCAAAUACAGCACCAGAAUACAAGCGUUUAAUUGCCAUUCAUGCUGGAAAGGGAAAAGGUGGACUGUCUGAUUGGCUGAGGGUUGAUCCUGAUAAAGUAAGACGACUUAGCUUGAGUGAGCAAGAACUUGGAAAGGCUGUAGUUACUCACUCAAAAGAAAUUAUCAGGUUCACUCAGAGGAACAUACUGAGAAUAUACCCAAAGGGCAUACGUUUUGAUUCAUCUAAUUACAAUCCUUUUAUUGCAUGGACACAUGGAGCUCAAAUGGUGGCAUUCAAUAUGCAGGGCUAUGGAAGAUCACUUUGGUUAAUGCAUGGUAUGUUCAGAGCCAAUGGUGGUUGUGGAUAUGUUAAGAAACCAGAUAUACUACUGAAAGCAGGUCCCAACAAUGAGAUCUUCGAUCCUGAAGCAAAUUUGCCUGUCAAAACUACAUUGAAGGUCACCGUAUUUAUGGGUGAAGGAUGGUAUUAUGACUUCGAACACACACAUUUUGAUGCAUACUCUCCUCCAGAUUUCUAUGCGAGGAUAGGAAUUGCUGGAGUUCGUGCUGACGUAGUAAUGAAGAAAACAAAGACUCUAGAGGACAAUUGGAUACCAACAUGGGAUGAACAAUUUGAGUUCCCAUUAACAGUUCCAGAAUUGGCUCUACUCCGUAUAGAAGUUCAUGAGUAUGAUAUGUCCGAAAAAGAUGAUUUUGCUGGCCAAACAUGUUUGCCUGUUUCAGAACUUAAACAAGGUAUCCGCGCAGUACCACUCCACAACCGCAAGGGAGAGAAAUACAAUUCUGUCAAACUACUUAUGCGUUUUGAAUUUAUGUAACUCUGUGAGUUCUGUUUUGUUAUGUUCUGCUUUGUGGAAAUAAAGAUUCUGCAUGCUUUGCAGGCUUGCUUCUGCGUGUUUUGUGGUACAUUGUGCAUCUUUGUUAAUAUGUUCUGAGAUGUAAAUAAGUUUUUGUAGUAAAAUGUGUGCCAAUAUUUUUUGUAAAAUCGUUUAGAUAUUGUGUAUUUUUCUCAUUGUAUAUGCUGAGAUGUGUAUAUGUGUGUGGAAAACUUUUCCCCUUUUCAUUGUGGUUUGUAUUGCUGCAAUCAAGUAUAAGAUUUAGUAACAA